AUAUAGAAAGCUGUCUUCUUCUCUCUUCAACACUCCCAAACCCUGAAUAUUUAUUCUCCGGCGAGCGCUCCGGGUUUCCUCUUUAAGCUUCUCGUCUGUAUCACAAUCAAUUUUCAGGAGGUAAAUUUGGAAUUUCUCUCAAGUCUGCCUUCUCUGCGCUCUUUUGACUUCGCUGGUUUUCAUUGUCUAAAUCUGUUAAACUCUCUGCUUCUCUCUCUCUGAGUUUGUCUCCUUCAUUCCCUGCAAUAUCUUGCUUGUUUUCGGCUUACUCUAGAUCUGUACCUUUUUCGUGCUAAUCUUCUUAUGCCUAGCUCUUUAUUUUCGUUUGUCAUAUUAAGUUGAGGUGUUGAAGGGACUCAGAUCUUGGAAUUCAAUUUCUGUUUAGCUUCAGUUUUGUCUCUUGUCAUGUCUUUCCUUCUAUUGUACCGAUUGAUUCAGUUUCGGGAAAGAUAUUCAAUUUAAUUACAUCUAUGCGUCUUAGACUUCAUCUAAUAGUAGCAGAGAUUACCUAAAUUUCGACCUCAUGACGAUCACAGUUUCAAUGUUAGCUGUUCUUUGUUUAGCUUCCACUAUCUUUGCAGCUGAUUAUGUGCCCACAGAGAAUAUACUUCUCGCUUGUGGUGCGCCUGUUGACUCCCCAGACGGGGAUAACCAGAAAUGGACCAGCGAUUUGGGGUCCAAGUUCUUGUCAUCCGAGAAAUCCUCUACAUCGAAGGCGGCCACACAGGAUCCUGCUGUGCCCUCAGUGCCUUUCAUGACUGCUCGGAUUUUUCAGUCGGAUUUUACAUACAGUAUUCCAGUUGCGUCAGGUCGCAAGUUUAUCCGCCUCUAUUUCUAUUCUAACUCCUACAAUGGGCUUAAUGCUACUGAUGCUCUCUUCUCUGUCACAUCUGGUUCGUAUACACUGCUCAAGAACUUCAGUGUGGCUCAAACCUCCGAUGCUUUGAAUCUUGCAUACAUUAUAAAGGAGUAUUCUGUCAACGUGGAUGGUGCAUGGUUGAACAUAACUUUUAGUCCGUCUUCUAAUCUUUCCAAAGGGUAUGCAUUCGUUAAUGGUAUUCAGGUGCUUUCGAUGCCGGAUAUUUAUAGUUCUACGGAUGGAACUUUAACGGUCGUGGGCACGUCUUCUUCGUAUACCAUUGAUAACAGCACUGCACUCGAAAAUCUCUAUCGGUUAAAUGUGGGUGGAAAUGAUAUCUCGCCUUCUGGUGAUACUGGUAUGUUAAGGUCUUGGUCUAAUGACAUGCUAUAUAUUCGUGGGGCGGCACAAGGAGUUACAGUGCCUGCCGAAUCAAAUAUGACGAUCAAGUACCCUUCUGGCGUGCCUACUUAUAUAGCACCAUCUGAUGUCUAUGCCACGGCAAGGUCAAUGGGGCCUGAUCCUAUUAUCAAUCAGAAGUACAAUUUGACCUGGAUUUUUAGUGUUGAUUCGGGAUUCUCUUACUUGUUUAGGCUCCAUUUCUGCGAGGUUGCUGAUUACAUAACCAAGAUUAAUCAGAGAGUAUUUGACAUCUUUCUUCUCAAUCAAACUGCCCAGAGUGGGGCAGAUGUGGUUGCCUGGGCAAAUGGUAAUGGUAUUCCAGUUUACAAGGAUUAUGUGGUGUUUGUACCUGGUGGGGGUAUGCAGCAAGAUGUAUGGCUUGCACUGCAUCCGAAUACAGCUUCAAAGUCACAGUAUUAUGAUUCAAUCUUAAACGGAGUGGAGAUAUUCAAGUUAAGUGAUGCACAUGGCAAUCUUGCCGGGCCAAAUCCAAUCCCUGAACACAAUGUUAUUGACCAAUCAAGGGUUUUAUCACCUUCUCGUGUCGGUCAUUCAAAGAACAAAACUGGCGUGAUUGCCGGAGGUGUAAGUGGUGGAAUUGUUGCUGCCCUCAUGAUUGCUUUCUGUUUUGUUGGAGCUGCUCGUCGGCGUAGGUAUGGGAAGGAGGCAAGUGCCAGUGAUGGGCCAUCUGGGUGGCUACCUCUUUCUCUAUACGGAAAUUCACAUUCUGCUGGCUCUGCCAAGACAAAUACCACUGGAAGUUAUGCCUCUUCCCUUCCGUCAAAUCUUUGCCGACAUUUCUCCUUUGCUGAGAUCAAGGCAGCUACCAACAACUUCGAUGAAUCUCUAAUUCUGGGAGUAGGAGGUUUUGGCAAAGUCUAUAAGGGAGAAAUUGAUGGUGGGUCGACUAAAGUUGCAAUCAAGCGCGGGAAUCCACUCUCUGAGCAAGGCGUCCAUGAGUUCCAAACUGAGAUUGAAAUGCUUUCAAAACUUCGGCAUCGGCAUCUUGUGUCAUUGAUUGGAUAUUGUGAAGAGAACUGUGAGAUGAUUCUUGUCUAUGAUUACAUGGCUCAUGGCACACUGCGUGAACAUCUGUACAAGACACAAAAUCCUUCUCUGCCAUGGAAGCAAAGACUCGAAAUAUGCAUCGGAGCUGCGCGCGGUUUACAUUAUCUGCAUACUGGUGCCAAACACACUAUCAUCCACCGAGAUGUUAAGACAACAAACAUUCUUCUGGAUGAGAAGUGGGUAGCCAAAGUUUCCGAUUUUGGGCUUUCGAAAACAGGUCCUACAUUGGAUCACACUCAUGUCAGCACUGUGGUGAAGGGCAGUUUUGGCUAUCUUGAUCCAGAAUACUUCAGAAGGCAGCAACUAACUGAUAAAUCUGAUGUGUAUUCUUUUGGGGUGGUUCUCUUUGAAAUCCUGUGUGCUCGACCAGCCUUGAACCCGACACUGGCGAAGGAGCAAGUGAGCUUGGCAGAGUGGGCUGCACAUUGCCUCAAGAAAGGCAUUCUUGAUCAGAUUAUGGAUCCAUAUCUGAAGGGGAAAAUUACCCCAGAAUGCUUCAAGAAGUUUGCUGAGACUGCGAUGAAGUGUGUUUCUGAUCAAGGUAUUGAAAGGCCGUCCAUGGGUGAUGUACUUUGGAACCUUGAGUUUGCUUUGCAGCUACAAGAGAGCGCAGAAGAGAGUGGCCAGGGCAUUAGUGGAUUAGACAACGAGGAGGUGCCAUUCACUGCUGGUAAAGGGAAGAAGGACCCUGAUGCAUCCCCAGGUUUCGAUGGUAAUGUGACAGAUUCAAGGAGCAGUGGCAUGAGUAUGAGCAUUGGAGGCCGGAGCCUGGCUAGCGAGGAUUCCGAUGGCUUGACGCCAAGCGCUGUGUUUUCACAGAUAAUGAAUCCCAAAGGCCGGUGAGAUCCCAGUCCCCUAUAUUUUACCACAGUUCCACAAGAAACCAAUCAGGCUACUCUUGUUGUUUACUGCCAAAAAACUACAUAAUUUGAGUUUGCCAUUUUGUUCUCUAAUUCAUUUUUACCUUGCAUUUGAAUUCCUUUGCACUUGAGAUUUAAUUUUGUACCUAAAUAUUUUAUAUGAAGUGUGUAAAAUAAUAUGAUGUAAUGUACCUUAAUUCAACUAUGAUGAGAUUAUUCAUUUCAUUUGGCAUUUGCUUUGA
Tripterygium wilfordii is the source of this 3431-nucleotide messenger RNA. Its product is annotated as receptor-like protein kinase FERONIA. Gene Ontology annotation, biological process: protein phosphorylation. Lineage: Eukaryota; Viridiplantae; Streptophyta; Magnoliopsida; Celastrales; Celastraceae. The record is from RefSeq and is a predicted model, not a curated record. The transcript has a single exon. The coding region runs from base 524 to 3172 and encodes 882 amino acids. Gene Ontology annotation, molecular function: ATP binding; protein kinase activity.